CUACCCUGAAGGGCACUCAGGAUGAAUUAAACAAGAAAGCACUUCAGACUUUGGAGAGAGCACGUGACUUGGCCCCAGAAGAUCACCAAAUCAUCCUCUACCUAUCACUGCAGCUGGCUCUUGUCAGACAGAUUUCUGAUGCUAUAGAACAUCUUCAGGAAGCACUGCAACUGUGCAAAGAUGACAUGAAUUCACUUCAUCUGCUGGCCCUCCUCUUUUCGGCUCAGAAGCACUAUCAGCAUGCACUGGAUGUUAUCAACAUGGCUGUUGUUGAAUACCCGGAAAGCUUUAGCUUACUCUUCACCAAAGUAAAACUGGAAUGGAUACAUAAAGGACCUGAAGAGGCUCUGGUGACAUGCAGACAUAUGUUGCAGAUGUGGCAGAUGGUAUAUAAUGUUUUACAGCACAGUGGCUCUGAGAAAGGAAGUAGCGUGACUGAAACACCGGUGAUCAAAAAGCAUAACGGACUGCAUCUCACGCUCCCGGAUGCUCAUGAUACCGAUUCUGGAUCACAGCGAGCCUCUUCCCUUGCUGCAUCAAGACUGGAACAGGCCAUGUCUGAAAUAACUAUGCAGAGCAGUGCAAUGAAGCAAGGACCUAUGCAGCUGUGGACAGCUCUUGAACAAAUUUGGCUACAAGCUGCUGAACUCUUCAUGGAACAACAGCAUCUCAAAGAAGCAGGCUUUUGUAUCCAGGAGGCAACUAGUCUUUUCCCCACAUCUCAUGCUGUACUGUACAUGCGUGGGAGGCUUGCAGAGAUGAAAGGCAGUUUGGAGGAGGCUAGGCAAUUGUAUGAUGAAGCGCUCACAGUGAAUCCAGCUGGAGUGGAAAUUAUGCACAGCCUGGGCCUGGUGCUGAGCAGACUUGGGCGGAGGGACCUGGCCCAGAAAGUCCUCAGAGAUGCCAUCCGGAUCCAGACCACCAGUCAUAAGGCCUGGAACAGCCUUGGAGAGGUCUUACAAGCUCAGGGGAAAAACGAAGCAGCCAUCGAAUGCUUCCUCACCGCUCUGGACCUGGAAUCCAGCAGCCCUGUCAUCCCAUUCACUGUCAUACCCAGGGAGCUCUGAAGCUUUGCCCUGCAUCUAAGGACCUUCAUUCCAUGGACAGACACCAAAACCAAACAAAUAAAGAAAAAGCCCAACAGAAAAGUGCCAUUGUAACCUGGAACUGGGUAAAAUCAUUCCAGGAUGGGGCUCAGGUCUACACACGUAGCUGAGGCAAGCCUAACUGUAGAAGGAUUUGCAACAGGCAGAAACAGAGAAUGCCUUUUUCUUCACAGGUGCCUGGCUCACGCCCUGUUCAAGUUAAUAGGAAGGCUUAUUCCAAAGUGCUGGUUCAAGGUGACUGUCUGUAGAAUAGAUCAUGCUAGGGUACAGCUGUUCUAAGCACUUGCACCUUUCAAUUUUUAUUAAAGAUAAAAACCCCAAGCCCUGAAUUAAAGCCCCAACCUGCUCUAAACAGGAGUAAAUGCACCAAGUAACUUGACCAAGUUGUGCUUAAGCAUGCGGCUGCCUCCACGCAGAUCUGGCAGGAUAGGAAUGACAAUUAAACCCAUAUAGACAUGCAGUAUACGCCGUUUACAAAAUUAUUUCAGCUAUUUUGAUAAUCCUUUUUCCUGCCUGGCUCUUAUGUACUGCAUAUGCUCACUAUAUUUAGUGUGGCGUUUGCCUAGACCAAUUUAAAUUAAAAAUAAAUUUUUUUUUAAAAGCUGCUAUUGCAGUAUGAUUCACAAAAGCUGAAAGACCAAAUCAGUUCGCACUUGAACUAGUAUUAAAAGCCUGUAAAUAUGUGUCUCCAAUUACCUAUUUAUUGAAAGGGCUUACAUGAAGUAGCUAAUUAUAAACUUUGAGCUUCAUUCUUAUUAAUCACCUAUUGCAUCACUUUUAGUGAGGAAUAUAGCGAUUACCAGUAUAUAGUGACUGAACUCUGUGCUUUACUGCAUUACCAUUCCUGGUGCAAAGCAUUUCCAUAGCUGUCUUUUCAUGAUAUGAAGGGUGGCAGCAGUAUUUUAAGGGAAAGUAUGCUGAAGGCAGUAUGUGUAUAUACGAACUACUUCUUUCUUAAAACCAAAUCUUGGGAUUGUCUGUAGAAAUUUCACAUGAGAGGUACGGACUUGAGCCUUCGGCAGAGUGGGAUCAUUUGGUGUACCAUAUCGGAUGUAAGAGUGAUCUCUUCAGAGCCACCUGAAGACCUCUUAAUCGGCGCAGCCCCCCCAGGGCCGGGGCAGGGGGCGCACCCCCUGCUAAGCUGCUCCGUAGCUGUGCUUGACCUCCCUGGGGCCUCGGCAGUGAGGCGGAGCUGGACCGUGCUGUCACACGACACACGAGAGCCAUCCCCAUCCAGACCAGUCCCAAGAUGAAGAUGAUGCAGAAAUGAGCUGCAGGCACUUUUCUACACAAAAGGUUCGGGCUCUGUGCCCGUUUCUGUCCAAAGAAGAUUUGUGACUAGUUUGUAAGUAGGUUUGCACUAAAACACACUUUGUACUACGAUUCUGCCCAGUAUUGUGAUCCACAACUAGUUCAUUCCGGAAAUAAUAAUGUCCUCGGGCAAUAAAUGAGUAGAGGUUACUUCUUAAAAGAGCCAGAGGCUCUGGCAGCAGACUUGAAGUCGGCGUUGUUUACAAUUCUGUGGAAAUCUGCAGGCUAAUUGAGUGGUGGGCCCUGCGUGCUGCUCCUGGACCGCACCAUCGCAGAGCUCCUGCCCCCAGGCAGCGUCAGCUCCUGCCUCCCCUCGGAAGCACACAGCCCUCAGGUUUCUCUCAGCAGCCUGUUGCACUCCCAGGCCAAUAUAUUAUAUUUUUUCCCAUUAAAUCUUGCUGGUGCAAUAGCCCAGCUUAUUCCUCUGUUCACCGAGGGAUCUGGAGGGAAAGCAGCCCAGCCUGAAAGGUGCUCAGCCCAUGAGGUCUCUGGCUUUCCAGUGCCACACAUGCACCAAACCCGGGCUUUUUAGGCCAGACGCAGGUUUCCAAGGAGACAGUGUUACCCGGCCGCAUUUCUCGUUUGCAAUAGCACCAGCAGCAGAGGAAGGAGUAGGUGUUAAAAUACCAGAAUUAAAUGAGUUCCAUGAAGACAGAAAGAUGCAGCAGAGACCCAUUUUGCUGGGAAGGCUGCUGCGAAGUUGGCUUGCUCUGCGCUGCAGGUGGGAAAGGGAAGGGAAGGGGCAGAGAAUGUUGUUGUUGACAUAAUAUGUAAAUUGUUACCCAGGUGUUUUAAACCCUGUUCCACAGUCAGAUGCAAUCUGACCAUAGACUUAAGUAGAUUUAUAUAGAUAGAUGUUAUAUUCUGAUAUUUGUUCUGCUCCACAGUUCCCAGGGCGGGAGCGAGCUUUCCGUGUAAGACACAAAAAAAUGGUUCAGUCUGGUUCGAUGUCACCGCUUUUUGUGCAACAUAUCUCUGUAAAGCGCUGCUGUAGCAACACCUGCGUACCAGACAGCUAUUUGAGCACAAGCUAUGCAUCCGCCUCUGGGGCUGAGGAACCCCUCUAAGAGGUCUGUAGCAGAGCUGGUUGGUCACCCAGCAGGAAGGUGCCUGUUUCCCAGCAGCAGCUGAGAAGCAAACACUCACAGGCCCAUUUACUUCUGCAUGCGUAGCUGGUAAGCAGCCACCAGCACAGCACAUUUGUUGCCAUCAGGCGAACUUUGUCUCAGCAGCAGUCAGACUUGCCACAGCAGUCGUCGUCCUAGGAGCAAUGCCAAUGUGCCUGAGUACCCUGCGUGCGCCAGCCAGUCGGGUGCUGCCCGGGUGGUCCCGUUUUCGUCGUGUGCAUUAACGAGCGUUACCAGCACUGGAAUUGCAGCCCUAAGAGCCUCUGCUCCAGGCAUGGCAAGGAGGACGUACACGAGUAAGUGCCAUCAGCAUCAACAGGAAUUAGAUGGGCAAGGUACCCUCUACCAGCACAGCACACCACAGCCCCUACAGCAGUUGCAGACUUUGCAUGCACACCGGACUCAAUCCCAAGAUUUGCUGCAUGCUUCCCAGAGGAUACGAAGCACCUGUUGGCUGGGGACAUGUUAUAUUGGCCUGAAAUGCUCUGCACAGUGCAGGAAAGAGGGUGGUUGUUGCAGACUUGCACAUAUUUUGGGGGUAGAUCCUCUAGCUAUGCUGUUAUUAGUGCUCACCAAAAGGGAAGCCUUCCCAAGCUCACAUGCUACCUCUGUUCUUCAGCAUGGAUUUUGUUCAUACUUCCAGGUACAGAAAAACAAAGACAACUACUUCAGACAAGCCUAUGCAUUGUAGUAUUUAUUUAGAGAGCAACGUUGAUGAAUGUCAUAGGCCUGCUUCCCUGGGCUCAGUAAAUAAGACUUCUUCGUAUAGCAGGGAGCCUGGCAUGCUUACUGCUCAGGGUUUGAGGCUAAGAACAGAAGAUUUACAUCCUGUCCCUCGUAUGAUUAUUACAGAUGAUCAUAAGCAAUAGAAGUUUGGGGAACAGUAAAAGUGAAAUGCCAGUUCUGUGAGUUUUAGCACCGGCUUGAGUCCAACAGAGUUUUCUCAUUAGUUUAGGAAGAGGAAGAGAAAAAAAAAAAGGCAUCGUUGCCUAAAGGAUCCAGGUACACCCGUGUUCCUCUUGUUCCACUACAAGGUUAUUUUCCUUUGUGUUGGCAGGGUGCAUACAGAAUAAAAAUAAUUAGCUCCUAUUUUUCUGUUGUGCAGUAAAGGAGUAGUAUUUGCCGUUGCCUUUGACCGACAAGGUUUGUAUAUUGUAAAAAAAAAGGCUUUGCCUCCAGGAUAACAGAAGGAGAAGCCCAACAGGCCAGGGAACAACCCCCCCUCCCUGCCUUACCCCAUGUAAACUGUCAUUAGCUCCACUGGAGUUGUUGGUAUUUAUGAGCGUUUCCUCCAGCUGAGGAUCUGCCCACCGGUGUACUCGUUCUGUACAGGGAGUACAACGGCGCUGCCAUGUUCCUGCACUGCACAAGUACCCCGGUCCGUUUCUAUUGGUAACAGUUCAUGCUACUGAUUAUCACAACGCUUCAGAAGUGCUAAUUAUCUUUUCUUGGUAAUGACUAAUAAAUCCAAAUGGAGAACAGUCCUGGAGGGUGUUUACUUUAAAAUUCACUGGCUGGGUACCAACGCAGGCACAGCACUGACUGCUGCAGUUCGAAUUACAGUUAUUUUAUCCAAAAAACCGUUCCAUUUUCAGAGGGCCUUGGUGAAGACAGAGUUUGGCUAGUUUGUGUUUCGUUUUAAUGGCAGCAGAGUGGGUAACAAUCUUUUUUAGUGAAAAGACAUCACUGCCGUGGUCUUUUUUCAGCCAAACCAAGAGAGAUUUGAUAGUUGCAAUUGGGCCUAGGAGAGGAAGGCUUCCCAGAGCGACCGCGCUGCAGCGAUGAUCGCCUCUGACAGAAUUGUAUUAGAGGCAUGUUUGACAAUUGCGCAACGAGUGUGUGUGGCUGAGACGUCUCUCCCUCCCCCAGCAUGUCACACACUGGGCUAAGGAGAGCUGCUUUCUGCCCAAGGGGACAACUGCGGUGCCCGUCUGGGUGCCCAGCGGCACUGCCCGGCUGCCUGCGCUCACCGGCGAGGUGGCUGAUGCCACCAGUGGCACGGUCUUGUUCACCAGCAGCCCCUCGCUCGUGCUGGUGUAACCAACCCCCUGGCCAUUCCCUGAGCCUGGCUCCAGGUGACGGUCUCCCUGAUGUAAAGCUGCUGCUCAGUGCUGCAGGGUAUCAGUGCACGGGCAGAUAAAAGAGUUAUUUUCUUAGAAACGAGAAGCUGAAACAUCCAGCAGUUCGGCGAUGUGGGCAGGAGGGGAGGUAACCGCUGACCCAGCGGCUGCCGAGAUGGUUCCUCCGACUUUGCCUUUAAUGAACUUGGCUCGCGCCGUCAGCUCCAGCAGACCAAGGCAGGUUCCCAAGUAACUGGAUGCAAAAAGAUGCAGCUCGUUCCCCCACAGAAACACACAGCAGUCGGUAGCUAAAACCACUGACAGGGGCGGGAGACGGCAGCGUUGCGGAGCAGCCCGUGAUGAUACGAGUACGAACCUUGCCGAGCUGGCACACGGGGAGGUGCUCGGCUUUCGCACGUACGAGCGUUUCCUACCCACCACUUGAAUGCUGUUAAUGCAGUUGUUGGAAGCGGUUUUCCAUGUGGCUUAACUUUUGUUGUCCUAAGAUGUUUUCACCAGAUGAAUAAAA
Egretta garzetta (little egret) is the source of this 6133-nucleotide messenger RNA. Its product is annotated as tetratricopeptide repeat protein 7A-like. The record is from RefSeq and is a predicted model, not a curated record. NCBI's taxonomy places the organism in Eukaryota, Metazoa, Chordata, Aves, Pelecaniformes, Ardeidae. The annotation marks the transcript as partial. The transcript has 8 exons. Gene Ontology annotation, molecular function: protein binding. Gene Ontology annotation, cellular component: plasma membrane. Gene Ontology annotation, biological process: phosphatidylinositol phosphate biosynthetic process; protein localization to plasma membrane.